AUGUCCCCUCCAGCUGGAUAUGAUAAGGCAAAACCUGGUGAAGUUUGCAGAUUGAAACGUUCCCUUUAUGGCCUUAGACAAGCAUCUAGGCAAUGGAACAAAGAACUUAGCAAAUUUCUCAAAAGUUUGCAAUUUGUACAGUCUAAACAAGAUUACUCUUUGUUUACUAGGACUCAGAAUGGUGAAUUUUUGGUGUUAUUGGUGUAUGUAGAUGAUAUUCUUAUCACUGGAACAUCUCUUUCUCAAAUUGAAGAAGUUAAAAGAUCCUUAGACUCAGCUUUCACAAUUAAGGAUCUUGGAAAUUUGACAUAUUUCCUUGGAAUUGAAGUGCUUAGAACAGACAAUGGGAUUUUUCUCUCACAGAAGAAGUAUAUUAAGGACAUACUUUCUGAUGCUGGUAUGCUUGAUUGUUUCACUGCUCCAGCCCCUCUCUCUUGUGGCUUAAAGCUCUCUACUGAAGUGGGUGACCCUCUUACAGAACCUGAUGUAUUUAGAAGUUUAGUAGGAAGGUUGCUUUAUCUUGGAAUCACAAGACCUGAUUUGUCUUAUUCAGUGCAACACUUAAGUCAGUUCAUUCAUUGUCCUAGAAUUCCACAUCUCAGAGCUGCAUUGCAUAUUCUUAAGUACUUGAAGGGUACUUUGGAUCAUGGAUUAUGGUAUAAAGCUGAUACAGAUCUACAAAUUAAUGCUUAUAGUGACUCAGACUGGAGCUCCUGUCAGUUUUCUAGUAGAUCUCUCAGUGCUUAUGCAGUGUUUUUGGGUUCUAAUUUGAUUUCAUGGAAAACAAAGAAGCAACAUAGUGUUAGUAAGUCAUCUGCAGAAGCAGAAUACAGGAGUAUGUCUGCUACAGCCAGUGAACUUGUCUGGGUUCAAGGGUUAUUGGAAGAUUUACAAGUUCAUGUUCCUCUGCCUGUCACUUUGCAUUGUGAUAAUACUUCAGCACAACAUCUGGCUCAGAACCCCAUGUUUCAUGAGAAAACAAAACAUUUGAAGAGAGAUAUGCAUUAUGUUCGUGAGCAAGUAGAAGAAGGGUUUAUACAGACUGCUCAUGUGUCAAGUUCUCAGCAAAUAGCUGAUGUUCUUACUAAGCCUCUUGUGUCUGCUCAACAUCAGUUACUAUGUGGCAAGCUUGGACUUAUUUCAAAGGUCCAGCUUGAAGGGGGAGUAUAG
Beta vulgaris subsp. vulgaris (sugar beet) is the source of this 1170-nucleotide messenger RNA. RefSeq lists its product as uncharacterized. The transcript has a single exon. The record is from RefSeq and is a predicted model, not a curated record. Lineage: Eukaryota; Viridiplantae; Streptophyta; Magnoliopsida; Caryophyllales; Amaranthaceae. Bases 1 to 1170 code for a protein of 389 amino acids.